CCCGCCGCGAGCAUGCGCGGCCGGAGGCACCUGGCCAGGUUGAGGGCGGAGAGGAAGCGGCUGCCGGGCCCGCCUGGGACGCCCCGCCGCCGCCGCCGCCGCCGCCGCCGCCGGUGUGGCCCGCAGAUGCGCUUCAUGCUGCUCUUCAGCCGGCAAGGGAAGCUCCGCCUGCAGAAGUGGUACCUGGCCACCUCGGACAAGGACAAGAAGAAGACGGUCCGGGAGCUCAUGCAGGUGGUGCUGGGCCGCAAGCCCAAGAUGUGCAGCUUCCUGGAGUGGCGGGACCUGAAGGUGGUCUACAAGAGGUGACCGGCCCCUCCCCCCGCGCCCCU
Pseudonaja textilis is the source of this 332-nucleotide messenger RNA. Lineage: Eukaryota; Metazoa; Chordata; Lepidosauria; Squamata; Elapidae. The record is from RefSeq and is a predicted model, not a curated record.